UCGAGCAUCAUCUGUGUCAAGGAUCAGCUUGACAGCCUCACAUACUCUUCUUCUUUCGCACGCGACCUUUUCGCCUUCGCCUUCGCUUCUUUGCAAGACCUUUUUUGCGCAUCGACCACCUCUCUGCGCUUCAAAGCACACCAAUCGCACAGCAACCCUCGCCGACCAAAAGGUAGUACCCUACAAUGGCUCUCAAGAGGAUCAACAAGGAGCUUGCCGAUCUCGGCCGUGACCCUCCCACGUCUUGCAGCGCCGGUCCCACGGGUGACAACAUGUUCCAGUGGCAAGCGACGAUCAUGGGCCCGGGCGACUCUCCAUACUCUGGCGGCGUCUUCUUCCUGACCAUUACCUUCCCGACCGACUACCCCUUCAAGCCACCCAAGGUUGCUUUCUCGACCAAGAUCUACCACCCAAACAUCAACUCGAACGGUUCCAUCUGCCUCGACAUUCUUCGAGACCAAUGGAGCCCCGCUCUCACGAUCAGCAAGGUUCUCCUCUCAAUCUGCUCCAUGUUGACGGACCCCAACCCGGACGACCCACUGGUUCCGGAAAUUGCUAAUCUCUACAAGACGGACAGGCCACGCUACGAAAGCACGGCGCGAGAGUGGACGCGGAAGUACGCCAUGUGAGGACGACCAGUCUUUUUGCUAUCGGCGUUCGAGAUCAGGCGUACUAGACCAAGGCGGAGUGGGAAAACAAGGGAGAGAAGAGAUGUUCGAUAAGGGCGACGCCAGGCUACUGCUUUCCGAUUGGGGGCCAAGGUCUGAUAUAGAGGCUCUCAUGUCGAUGCUGCUCUCAUCAUCAGACAUCGCCUCUCACAUGCACAUUUUGUCUCAUCACCCAUUUCCCUUUCACCCCUUCCUUCACCAUCUUUAUCACCCAGUUUUUCCUCGUCUUUCUAUUUUCUCUCUCUUUUGCGCGCGCCUCUCUCUCAACUUCACGACUUGACCUGAUCGCAAAUACAACUUCAUGAACCACCUAUCUAGCAGAGUUGCAACGACAGCCUGCGAGUGCGCUCGUUAAGCGCUCCUUUUCGUUGCUGGUGGUUGCUGGUUGCCAAAUGGCGAACAGCCUGUCUCCGAUACGAAAGGAAACGGGAUGAGGGGGCGCAAGGGGG
Acaromyces ingoldii is the source of this 1117-nucleotide messenger RNA. RefSeq names its product putative ubiquitin conjugating enzyme E2-16 kDa. The record is from RefSeq and is a predicted model, not a curated record. Gene Ontology annotation, molecular function: ubiquitin conjugating enzyme activity. Lineage: Eukaryota; Fungi; Basidiomycota; Exobasidiomycetes; Exobasidiales; Cryptobasidiaceae. Gene Ontology annotation, biological process: protein polyubiquitination; ubiquitin-dependent protein catabolic process. Bases 186 to 629 code for a protein of 147 amino acids. Gene Ontology annotation, cellular component: nucleus. The transcript is spliced from 9 exons.